Messenger RNA from Orycteropus afer afer, 3291 nucleotides. The record is from RefSeq and is a predicted model, not a curated record. NCBI's taxonomy places the organism in Eukaryota, Metazoa, Chordata, Mammalia, Tubulidentata, Orycteropodidae.
ACGUGACGCGGCCGCGGACCUCAAGCUGCCGGGCCUAAACCGAGCUAAAAUCUUGCGGGUGGCCCCUGCGGGCACAACCAAAGGCGUGAAGGAGCUUUGUGGAGUCGAUGCUUCCUCAACAACUUCAGGUCGGCCCCUGUUACCUUUUCAUCAUUCGCCGCUCUCGUCUCCCUGAGCAUUUGUUUGAGCUCUUUCGUUUGGAGAAGCUACGGUGACCAUGUAGGGGAAAAGAGUGAGGAAGCGCCCGGUGGCUGGGACGAGGUCAGCGCGUUGUCGGCACGCCGCUCCCACACCUACCACACCCUUGGUGCGGACCCAGCGGCCCGUUGGCCCCGGUGCAAACUCCGGCCUCCCGUUGUGGCCUGGUCCAGAGCGCCACGAAAUCUCGCGCCGCCUCGCGAGAGUCUAAGUUGAAGGAACAUGGCGACGUCUAAUCUGUUAAAGAAUAAAGGUUCUCUUCAGUUUGAAGACAAAUGGGAUUUCAUGCGUCCUAUUGUUUUGAAGCUUUUACGUCAGGAAUCUGUUACAAAACAGCAGUGGUUUGAUCUGUUUUCGGAUGUGCAUGCAGUAUGUCUCUGGGAUGAUAAAGGCCCAGCCAAAAUUCAUCAGGCUUUAAAAGAAGACAUUCUUGAGUUUAUUAAGCAAGCUCAGGCAAGAGUACUGAGCCAUCAGGAUGAUACAGCUUUGCUGAAAGCAUAUAUUGUUGAGUGGCGAAAAUUCUUUACACAAUGUGAUAUUUUACCAAAACCUUUCUGUCAACUAGAGAUUACUUUAAUGGGAAAACAAGGCAGCAAUAAAAAAUCAAAUGUGGAAGACAGUAUUGUUCGAAAGCUCAUGCUUGAUACAUGGAAUGAGUCCAUAUUUUCAAAUAUUAAAAACAGACUCCAAGAUAGUGCAAUGAAGUUGGUACAUGCUGAAAGAUUAGGAGAAGCUUUUGAUUCUCAGCUGGUCAUUGGAGUAAGAGAAUCCUAUGUUAACCUUUGUUCUAAUCCUGAGGAUAAGCUUCAAAUUUAUAGGGACAAUUUUGAGAAGGCAUACUUGGAUUCCACAGAGAGAUUUUAUAGAACACAGGCACCCUCUUAUUUACAACAAAAUGGUGUACAGAACUAUAUGAAAUAUGCAGAUGCUAAAUUAAAAGAGGAAGAAAAACGAGCACUACGUUAUUUAGAAACAAGACGAGAAUGUAAUUCUGUUGAAGCACUCAUGGAAUGCUGUGUAAAUGCCCUGGUGACAUCCUUUAAAGAGACUAUUUUAGCAGAAUGCCAAGGCAUGAUCAAGAGAAAUGAAACUGAAAAAUUACAUUUAAUGUUUUCAUUGAUGGACAAAGUUCCUAAUGGGAUAGAACCAAUGUUGAAAGACUUGGAAGAACAUAUUAUUAGUGCUGGCCUGGCAGAUAUGGUAGCAGCUGCUGAAACUAUUACUACUGACUCAGAGAAAUAUGUUGAGCAAUUACUUACAUUGUUUAAUCGAUUUAGUAAACUGGUCAAAGAAGCUUUUCAAGAUGAUCCACGAUUUCUUACUGCAAGAGAUAAGGCCUAUAAGGCAGUUGUUAAUGAUGCUACUAUAUUUAAACUUGAAUUACCUUUGAAGCAGAAAGGGGUGGGAUUGAAAACACAGCCGGAAUCAAAAUGCCCCGAGCUGCUUGCCAAUUACUGUGACAUGUUGCUAAGAAAAACACCGUUAAGCAAAAAACUAACCUCUGAAGAAAUUGAAGCAAAACUUAAAGAAGUGCUCUUGGUGCUUAAAUACGUACAAAACAAAGACGUUUUUAUGAGGUAUCACAAAGCUCAUUUGACACGACGUCUUAUAUUAGACAUCUCUGCUGAUAGUGAAAUUGAAGAGAAUAUGGUAGAGUGGCUAAGAGAAGUUGGUAUGCCAGCAGAUUAUGUAAACAAGCUUGCUAGAAUGUUUCAGGACAUAAAAGUAUCUGAAGAUUUAAACCAAGCUUUUAAGGAAAUGCACAAAAACAAUAAAUUGGCCUUACCAGCUGACUCAGUGAAUAUAAAAAUUCUGAAUGCUGGUGCCUGGUCAAGAAGCUCUGAGAAAGUAUUUGUCUCACUGCCCACUGAACUGGAGGACCUGAUACCUGAAGUAGAAGAAUUCUACAAAAAAAAUCAUAGUGGUAGAAAAUUACAUUGGCAUCAUCUCAUGUCAAAUGGAAUUAUAACAUUUAAGAAUGAAGUAGGUCAAUAUGAUUUGGAGGUAACGACGUUUCAACUGGCUGUGUUGUUUGCAUGGAACCAAAGACCCAGAGAGAAAAUCAGCUUUGAAAAUCUAAAACUUGCAACUGAACUCCCUGAUGCUGAGCUUAGAAGGACUUUAUGGUCUUUAGUAGCUUUCCCAAAGCUAAAACGGCAAGUUUUAUUGUAUGAGCCUCAAGUCAACUCACCCAAAGACUUUACAGAAGGUACCCUCUUCUCCGUGAACCAGGAGUUCAGUUUAAUAAAAAAUGCAAAAGUCCAAAAAAGGGGUAAAAUAAACUUGAUUGGACGCUUGCAGCUCACUACAGAAAGGAUGAGAGAAGAAGAGAAUGAAGGAAUAGUUCAACUAAGAAUAUUAAGAACCCAGGAAGCUAUCAUACAAAUAAUGAAAAUGAGAAAGAAAAUUAGUAAUGCUCAACUGCAGACUGAAUUAGUAGAAAUUUUGAAAAACAUGUUCUUGCCACAAAAGAAAAUGAUAAAAGAACAAAUAGAAUGGCUAAUAGAGCACAAAUAUAUCAGAAGAGAUGAAUCCGAUAUCAAUACUUUCAUAUAUAUGGCAUAAUUUCUAAUAUCACGGACAAUAUUAAGAACCCAAAUUUUGGAGUGCUUAGGCAGAAAGUGCUAACAGUUUGUGCUGGAGAAAGGUUUAUUUGGACUUCGAUUACAUAAAUAUUAAAAUCUCUGCCUUAUCUUACAAAACAACUCUAUUUUGCCAAUCACAUUAGUUAGCAUGAUGGCAUUCCCUUCAUGUUGCACACUCUUUAACAGCAUGCUGUUUUGUGGAGAAACUUGCAUUCAUGAAGAGCCCAUUAUGAAUUUUUAAAAGUAAAUUUGAUUUCUACCCACCAGGAGAAAUAAAGUUGGGAAGGGGGAGGGUGGGAUUCUUGUUUCUUUUUUCUCUCUUUAAAAAAAAAAAAAUACUUGCACAAGGAAGGAUCUUCAGAUAUCCAUGCACUGAAAAAUGCUGUUUUGUUUUUUUAAAAUGCAAUUAGAAAUAAAAAUAGCACUCUUGGUUUCUUUUGCUCAAAAGAGUGAGCUGGUCUACAUGUAACAUUGGGAGAGGGCAUAUAUAGGUGAGAAGAUAAGCAUU